Messenger RNA from Cynoglossus semilaevis (tongue sole), 2447 nucleotides. RefSeq names its product dihydroorotate dehydrogenase (gene dhodh). The coding region runs from base 488 to 1684 and encodes 398 amino acids. NCBI's taxonomy places the organism in Eukaryota, Metazoa, Chordata, Actinopteri, Pleuronectiformes, Cynoglossidae. Gene Ontology annotation, molecular function: dihydroorotate dehydrogenase activity. The transcript is spliced from 13 exons. Gene Ontology annotation, biological process: 'de novo' pyrimidine nucleobase biosynthetic process; pyrimidine ribonucleotide biosynthetic process. The record is from RefSeq and is a predicted model, not a curated record. Gene Ontology annotation, cellular component: mitochondrial inner membrane; cytoplasm.
ACAUUUUGAAAUCGAUGCAAACCUUAAGUGGCUGCAGUAUAAAGAUGCUUUGGAAGAGGGAGAGGCCCAGAGAAAUGACCCACUUGAUGGACUUAUCUCUGCCGUACUGGAAGCCGUACAGCAGGGUGAAGAGGUGGGCUGGGCCAGGAAAAGAGAGGCAGACACCAACCUCUCCAGGUCCAUCAGGAGGUGACAGAGACAGGCCAGGAGGAACCUGCUGCAGUUAACCCAGUGGGGGUCGCUCUCACAUUCCCCUGUGACGGGAUUACAUUCAGACCAGAGCCUAGUUAUUGCUGUUCUACAACCUUUGCAUCGCUGCUCAGUGCGAGGAAGUAUAAAUAUACAAGAGGCACACAGUGUUGAUUUUAACAGUUCUGGUGAGGACUCCGAAGAGACAGGAGUAACUAUGCGAGGUUUGAUGCUGCGGAAGAUGGUUAUAAUAAGGAUGUUGAUGGGAAACAUGAGGAGACCACUCUGAAUCCCCACCAUGAUCUCCUGCCAGAAGUUAAAAGAUGCCGUCAAGAUCAUCAGCUCAGGUAGCCUUCUGUUUGCGUCCUACCUGACGGUGGUGGGAGAUGAACGUUUCUACUCCAACCAACUUAUGCCUUUGCUGCAGAGGAUUGUGGGAGCGGAAACUGCUCAUAUUUUAGCAGUGAAAAUGAUUGGUCUGGGUGUUGUUCCCCUGAAUCGCUACCAGGACCCUGCCUCACUGGAAGUGAAGGUUCUGGGACUCAAGUUCAAAAACCCUGUUGGCAUUGCAGCAGGCUUUGACAAACACGGGGAGGCCGUAGAUGGUUUAUAUAAAAUUGGCUUUGGCUUUGUCGAAGUGGGAACAAUCACUCCGAAACCACAGGAUGGGAAUCCAAGACCGCGAGUGUUUCGACUUACCUCAGAUCAGGCCAUAAUUAACAGAUAUGGUUUCAACAGCUGUGGUUUGGCUGGAGCUCAGCAGAGGCUGAAGGGCAGAGAGGAAACGCAACACAAACUGAGUGAAGUAGGCCUCCCCCUGGGCAUCAACCUGGGGAAGAACAAACUGUCCCAGGACGCAGGGGCGGAUUACUUGGAGGGGGUGAGAGCACUGGGGACACUGGCGGACUACCUGGUGGUUAACGUCAGCAGUCCAAAUACUCCUGGUCUACGUGAUCUGCAGGGCAAAACUGCGCUCCAGCAACUCCUUCAUUCGGUGUUAAAGGAGCGUAACGCCCUGAAGGUAGAACACAAACCUCCAGUCCUGGUCAAGAUCGCCCCCGACCUCAGUGCACAGGACAAACAAGACAUUGCUGAGGUUGUUGUUGAGCUGGGGGUGGACGGUUUGAUGGUUUCUAACACCACAGUGUCCCGACCAGAGACGCUCCAGGAUCCUAACAAGGCAGAGGUUGGUGGGUUGAGUGGACAACCUCUGAAAGACCUUUCCACAAACACAGUACGAGAGAUGUACUCACUCACCAAAGGUAAAAUACCAAUCAUAGGCAUUGGAGGCAUUGCUUGUGGGCGUGAUGCUAUGGAUAAGAUUCGAGCUGGCGCUUCAUUGGUUCAGCUGUACACCGCGUUCACCUAUCAGGGCCCACCUGUUGUGACAAAGAUAAAGCGGGAACUAGAGCAAAUUCUCAAGGAUGAAGGUUUUAGCAGCGUGUCGGAGGCCAUAGGAGCAGAUCACAGAAGAUCAGAUGGAGGUGACUUUUAAAAAACAUUCUGUUCAAAAUGGUGGUGAUUGUGCACACGGGGAGACACGGAAUGGACAAGACUAUCUGUGACUGCAUACUGAACUGGGCUGUCUCUCACUCAUGGUCCUUCCUACUGUCCUGUUAAAACACAAAAUCUUAGUCUGUCUUUCCUGCAUAAAUAUGUUGAGAUGUGCUGUGAAUACAUCUCUCUGUUUUGUUUUUUUAAAGUGCACAUUGAGACCAUUGUUUGUAUAAAUAUAGUCGUCUAUUUUGUUUUUGUUGUGCUUCAAAUAAGUUUUAUCUGAAAAUAUUGAUGAAAGAAAACUUAAACAGAUACUCAGGUUAAUGUUGUAUGAACGAAACCAACAGGAAAUCAAAUAUGAAAUAAUGUUCAAAAAGUGUGUUCAACAAUGCGUCUCCUGAUGAGGGGACACCAGACGAUGAGUCAUACAGUUUCUUCCUCUGUCCUGUCCUGUCCGGUCAGAUAGUUCGAUCCCGUUCAGCCUUUUCAAAUCAAUCCGUUUCUUCUCGCCGAAGGCCAGAAAAUACUGUGAUGUUUAACAUUCAACAUAACGAGGCCGACUUUGAAGACGUCACUUUCAUUUCACGCUUAUUAGCUUCCUCCGUCCUGCCAUCAAACAAGCUAAUCUCCUGUCAAACGCCAUAUCUUUUCUGUUAAAGUGGCUGGAGAUUUUUUUUUUUUUACAUCCGUCAGAUUUUAGUGGGCUGGUUUGAUGUUAAUAAAUGUAUAGUAACGGCAUGUGACAACUGGUGUCGUUUCCA